This is a messenger RNA of Triticum aestivum (bread wheat), 2547 nucleotides long. Its product is annotated as protein DETOXIFICATION 16. Gene Ontology annotation, molecular function: xenobiotic transmembrane transporter activity; antiporter activity. The transcript has 8 exons. Gene Ontology annotation, biological process: xenobiotic detoxification by transmembrane export across the plasma membrane. The coding region runs from base 811 to 2259 and encodes 482 amino acids. Gene Ontology annotation, cellular component: membrane. Lineage: Eukaryota; Viridiplantae; Streptophyta; Magnoliopsida; Poales; Poaceae. The record is from RefSeq and is a predicted model, not a curated record.
CUUCUUCUCUUGCAUUACGUUUCAGAUUUGGACUUCUCUACAUUUGCUCCCUAUCUUAGAUCAUUAUUUGUUCUACUUCUUGUGCAUUUUAUAUAUGACAUUCUUUGUCAACUCUUUGUUUCUUCUUCUCUUGCAUUGCAUUUCAGAUUUGGAUUUCUGUAAAUUUGCUCCCUAUCUUAGAUGACUAUUUGUUGUACUUUUUGUGCAUUUUUCUAUGUCGUUACAUUGGUGCAGUGAUUUCUUUUGCACUUCAUUCUUCCUAAAAAUAGCCCUACAAAAAAAAAAAAAUAGCCCUAUGAAGUUUCUACACAAAUUUGGAAGACAUGUUUUCCUUCACUCUUUUGGAAGAAUGGGCCAGAUAUGACACAUGACGACGAGAGCUUCCAACUUUUGACUAUAAUAGUGCAAUCAUCAACGCCUGUAGCUUUCCAACUUUUGACUAUAAUAGGCUCUGGCUCCGGCCAUAAUCGAGCAUGUGCUGUUAACUGUUCCAUUCAAUCUUGCUCGUCAGAUAGUUUAUUAUGUCAGAUAUCUUGAACUUGGCUGCCAAGCUGCCGCGUUUGUCUCACAUCACAUGAGAUUCUGUACUCCACUUGACCCAGGCAUGCUGAAAAUGACUGGUUCAGGGGCACGUUCAGUUCAACUUGGCUGCCAAGCGAGUUCCUCUGUUUCCUCGUGGCUUCCUUACUGAAUUAAUCCUCCAGUGGCGGGCCUAUACAGCAUUGAUGAGGUUGAUUAUUGGUACAUACGUGAUAAAUACGCCCUCACCUCACCCACCAUCUUCAGAGCCAGAGCUUUCAAGUUUCAAGUAUGUUGCCAGCCAUGGAGGAGCCCCUUGUUGGGGGCAGAAGCGACACCGAGGAGACAGGAGGGCCAAAGGAGAGCUUGGUGGUGACUGAGGUUAAGAAGCAGCUCUACCUCGCCGGGCCCCUCAUCGCCGGAUGCCUGCUGCAGAACGUCGUGCAGAUGAUAUCGGUCAUGUUUGUCGGCCAUCUCGGCGAGCUCGCCCUCUCGAGUGCCUCCAUCGCCACCUCCUUUGCGAAUGUCACCGGCUUCAGCUUGAUGGCUGGCAUGGCGAGCAGCUUGGACACACUGUGUGGUCAAGCCUUCGGGGCAAAACGGUACCAUCAGCUCGGCAUCUACAAGCAGAGGGCGAUCCUCGUGCUCACUCUGGUGAGUGUUGUGGUUGCGGUGCUCUGGGCGUACACCGGGCAGAUCCUCCUGCUCUUCGGCCAGGACCCAGAGAUUGCCAUGGGGGCAGGGAGCUACAUCCGGUGGAUGAUUCCGGCACUGUUCGCUUACGGACUGCUGCAGUGCCACGUCCGAUUCCUCCAGACACAAAGCAUCGUACUCCCGGUGAUGGCGAGCGCAGGCGUGACGGCGCUGAGCCACGUGCUUGUGUGCUGGUUGCUGGUGUACAAGCUUGGGCUGGGCAACAAGGGCGCUGCCCUGGCCAAUGCUGUCUCGUACCUGGCCAAUGUGUCAAUCUUGGCUCUCUACAUCAGGGUCUCUCCAUCCUGCAAGAGCACCUGGACAGGGCUCUCAAAGGAGGCGUUUCACGACAUCGUCAGCUUCAUGAAGCUUGCCCUGCCAUCUGCACUGAUGGUUUGCUUAGAGUGGUGGUCGUUUGAGCUGCUGGUACUUCUCUCCGGACUUCUCGCAAAUCCUAAGCUCGAGGCAUCGGUGUUGUCCAUUUGCUUAAACACGGCUUCAUUAACAUUCAUGAUCCCCUUCGGGCUUGGGGCAGCCAUAAGCACCCGUGUUUCAAACGAGCUUGGUGCUGGGCGACCUGAAGCUGCCCGUCUGGCUACUCGUGUGACCAUGGUUCUGGGUCUCAUGACAGGUGUGACGUUAGGACUUAUUAUGAUCUCGGUGCGCAAUCUAUGGGGGUAUGCAUACAGCAAUGAGAAGGAGGUGGUGGAGUACAUUGCAAGAAUGAUGCCGCUUCUUUCCGUGUCGAUCAUUUUCGACGAUAUGCAAUGUGUUCUUUCAGGUGUCGUUAGGGGCUGUGGCCUGCAAAGGAUUGGAGCUUGUGUCAAUCUCAGUGCAUACUACCUUGUCGGCAUCCCAGCGGCGCUAUGCUUUGCCUUUGUCUUCCAUCUUGGCGGAAUGGGGCUGUGGUUUGGAAUAAUCUGCGGAUUAAUCGUGCAGAUGCUGCUGCUGCUGGCCAUCACCAUGCGGACCAACUGGGACAAAGAGGCUCUCAAGGCAAAGGACAGAGUUUUCAAUUCGUCGCUACCUCUAGACAUGACAUCAUGAACAUGGAACAAGAUGCACAAUUGCUCUUGGCCAGGACCAGGGCGCUGACUGGGCAAAGGAGGCAAGGAACUCGUGAAGAAUUAAUUGGUCAUCACUUAGUCUCCAUGUCACCAGCAUGGCGCUUUCUUGAAGGAAAUGUCACCCGACGAAUGGUCUGUUUUGGUGAUUUUUGUCCAACACAUGAGAUAGAAAUAGAAUGGAUGUUCUCACAGGCAAAGGCAUGGCACUCAGUCGAUACGGUAUAAGGGAAUAAAUCAAUGAAGAAAAAAUGUGGUGUUUACUAGAAAA